Molecule: messenger RNA, 1155 nt
Organism: Erigeron canadensis
Lineage: Eukaryota; Viridiplantae; Streptophyta; Magnoliopsida; Asterales; Asteraceae
Product: probable WRKY transcription factor 70
Exons: 3
Coding region: 77-1030 (317 amino acids)
Biological process (GO): regulation of DNA-templated transcription
Molecular function (GO): DNA-binding transcription factor activity; sequence-specific DNA binding
Source: RefSeq, a predicted model, not a curated record
ACAAAUAUUAGUAAGAGGAGUAUUGAUAUAAAGGGUUGAAAAUACUAUAGUUAGAUCUACACCACCAAAAUACAUUAUGGAGUCAUCCUCUUGGCCCAAGAGUUUAUCUAGCAAUCGAAUGAAGGCCAUUCAAGAACUCACACAAGGCCAAAAGUUGACCAAUAAGCUCCGUGAAAUGCUCGAGCAGCCCGGAAAGAUCGAGGCCGACCUCAUGUUAGUUGAUGGUGUAGUGGGACAGAUUUUGGGGAUGUUUGAUAACACCCUUUCAAUCUUAAACUCUUCGAGUUCAAACGAGACUUCUCGCAUCCCAACUCUGGAGAGGAGAUCUCCAAAUAGUUGGAAUGAUGACAAAUCUGAAGAUUCUCGUGAGAGUGUUAAGACUCCAACCACACCGGUUAGAGCUAAAAGAGGAUGUUACAAAAGACGGAAAAGCUCCUCGACAUUUACAAAAGUCAUUUCUACUUUGAUUGAUGAUGGAUUUGCUUGGAGAAAGUAUGGCCAAAAAGUGAUUCUCAACAGCAAACACCAUCGGAACUAUUAUAGGUGCACUCACAAGAUUGAGCAAGGAUGCCAAGCAACCAAACAAGUUCAAAAAACAAAUGAAGAGCCACCUCGGUAUAAGGUCACCUACCAUGGAAAACAUACUUGCAAGAAUUUACUGAGAUCUCCACAAAUUAUUUUGGAAUCUCCAGACUCUAGCAAUAACUCAAUCCUUCUUAAUUUCGAAACCAAUACGUUCACCGAGAACAAACAAGUUAACCCUGCUGCUUGUUUGCCCUCGGCGACACAAGAAUCCAAAGAAGGUGUGGCAUCUCUAGGUUUGAAACAAGAGCAAGUUUCUUCAUCGGAUUAUUACACACCGUGGGAUUUGAUGAGCACCCAACGAUCACAAGUUCCAUCAGAAUCGACGUAUAUGAUGUCAUCGGGGUUUUAUCAUGAAGACAUGAUGUCAUCGGGGACACUUUCCUCAAUUUGUAGUGCCCAUGACUACGAGAUAGAUGAUAUUCUUGGAACCACUGAUUUUUGGUAAUUAAUUACUUUGGAUUAUAUUUCGGAUAAUAUUAUGUUCAACAUGUAUAACUAGUUAGCUAGAUGAUAAGACAAAUAAUGUAACCUAGCUUCUUUCUAUGAAAUACAUUGGAAUAUUGUUAAUUA